Messenger RNA from Penicillium manginii, 1569 nucleotides. RefSeq lists its product as uncharacterized. Bases 1 to 1569 code for a protein of 522 amino acids. The transcript has 2 exons. NCBI's taxonomy places the organism in Eukaryota, Fungi, Ascomycota, Eurotiomycetes, Eurotiales, Aspergillaceae. The record is from RefSeq and is a predicted model, not a curated record.
AUGGAUUUUCUGUCCCUUCCACUCGAGAUACAAGCUAUGGUUAUUCCCCGCGUAUCAUUAAUUGGUGAUCUGGCCGCUCUAUCGCAGUCAUGUCGGUCAAUACAUCGGCUGUGCGAUAUGAAAACACGCGAGCGGUACUACCAGAUCCGUGUUCACCCGAAAGAUCACAGCAUCAACAAGACUUUUGACCUCAUGAUGGAGAUUCUCAAGAACCCUAAGCUGGGAAACUAUGUACGGGAGAUCGUUCAGACUAGACAGCCCAGUAUGGAUCACAGCUACGUCCAGACUGCAGAGCAACGCACCCUCAGUGCGUGUGACAGAAAUCUCCUCCACGCGGCUGUGCGGAAGGCGGGAUUUGCUGGCCCCCAAGAAACAGCGGUGCUCAACAUGCUUAUGCAAAACACCACGAGGCCUCCAGGUGAAAACAAUGAGUCUCUCAUGUUCUCAAAUUCCGCUUAUGGAUACAACGAAGGUCAGAUUCAUGGCACCUUCAUUGCGCAGGCAUUGGCCGCGAUUCUCAUCUCGGUGUCACCCAAUCUGGAGUCUCUAGUGAUGACACAGCCAUUCAGUGUAUUCUCUGGAUUCUGCAGGGGUGGCGAGAGGCUCCUGGACGAGGAUGACCAUUUCCCCCUCCAUCGAUUUCUCCGUCAGGCCAAUGCGAAACCGACUAGUGCUCCGUAUCUUCAAAAUCUACGCAAGGUGUACAUGAUAGUCGACGAUAAGGACUCGGAUGACCGAUACUACAUGGCCAUCGACUUCUUGGAAUGCGCAACGCUUUUCGACAACCUCCCGUCUAUUGAAUCCAUUAGCACCGAUGCCCUCUGUGACGACGAAAAUUGCGAGGCACGCGUAGUGCUAGAGCCCAGAUCGUCCAAUAUUAGCAGGAUCCGUAUUGCCCACUCUUCCUUGCCUUCAAAAUUCCUUGUCUCUCUUAUUCAGUCCUGCAAAGUACUGCGAGAAUUUCAGUACACCAUCGGUGGUCGGUGCGUGUUAGGAGGUUGGUAUUCACCGUUCGAUGCCAAGACUUUCAUCAAAUCAAUUUACCCGCACAAAGACACACUGGAAAUCCUGGAUAUCGACGCCGAGCGCAAUAUGCACUAUUUCCACCCCGAUUAUUUCGAGCAGGAUCAAGUUGACCAGAGAAUUGACGAAAGAUCGCUCGAAACCGAUGAUGACGAUGAUGAUGAACGCCAAAUGCUCCGGUCCUCCUCAAGUACCAGCAAGUCACUGAAGGAGUUCCGGACCUUAAAGCGAUUGAGUGUUGGCAUCGGCUUUUUAGUAUAUUUUGCCAUGGGUAUCAGAGAAAAUAACGGGCCAAGAAAACCAUUUUUGUUGCCAGAGGUCCUCCCCGAGAGUCUGGAGUACCUUUGCAUUCGGGGGUAUGAGAAAGGGAAGUGCAAGAAGUGGGAUGUGCAUAUUGAUGCCUUGGUCGUGUCAUUUGUCUCGGGCUUGUCGGGACUCAAGGAAAUCACAGGCAUUGAGGAAAUAAUUCCUAAUUCCGAGGAUGUGGAUGAUCCAGAUGAUAACGAAGAUCUUUUGUGGAGUCCUAUAUAUAAUGUUGACGAGUAG